Alligator mississippiensis (American alligator) is the source of this 1531-nucleotide messenger RNA. Its product is annotated as olfactory receptor 4S2-like. The coding region runs from base 2 to 1531 and encodes 509 amino acids. Gene Ontology annotation, molecular function: G protein-coupled receptor activity; olfactory receptor activity. NCBI's taxonomy places the organism in Eukaryota, Metazoa, Chordata, Crocodylia, Alligatoridae. Gene Ontology annotation, cellular component: membrane. Gene Ontology annotation, biological process: G protein-coupled receptor signaling pathway. The transcript has 3 exons. The record is from RefSeq and is a predicted model, not a curated record.
CAUGUCUAUGGCCAACCGCACUACAGUGACCAAGUUCAUUCUCCUGGGAUUCCCUAGCAAGCCUGUGAUCCAGGUUAUCCUCUUUCUGGUGUUCUCCACAAUGUACAGCAUGGUUCUUUUGGGGAACAUUGGGUUGAUGGUGCUGAUCAGAUCCAAUUCCCACCUCCAGACUCCUAUGUACUUUUUCCUUAGUAACUUGUCUUUUGUGGAUCUCUGCUAUUGCUCCGUGAUUGUUCCCAAGAUGCUGGUCAACUUCUUAUCAGAGAGGAAGACUAUUUCUUAUGCUGGCUGUGGGCUACAGUUUUACUUCUUCUGCACCUUUGCUGACACAGAGUCAUUUAUCUUAGCCACCAUGGCAUAUGACCGAUAUGUGGCCAUUUGUAACCCACUGCUCUAUACAGUUACCAUGUCACAGAAGGUGUGUGUCAUGCUAGUGUUGCUGUCCUACCUAGGAGGCACCCUAAGUGCACUGGUCCACACUUGUUUUGCAUUCAGGCUCUCCUUCUGUGGCCCCAACAUAAUAAAUCACUUCUUCUGUGACCUCCCGCUGCUCCUUAAGCUCUCAUGCUCUGACACAACCCUCAAUGAGCUCCUGCUGAAGAAAAAUCCUACACAUAACGUGACAGAAUUUAUCCUCUUGGGACUUGCAUUCAGUCCAGAGUUAGAACAUGUGUGUUUUCUGUUGUUUCUAUGCUUCUACAUAAUUAUCAUGCUCGGGAAUCUCCUCAUCAUUGUCACUGUAAAGAGCAGUAAAAGCCUAAACUCCCCAAUGUAUUUCUUCCUGAGCUACCUGUCCUUGGUAGAUAUAUGCUAUUCUUCUGUCACAGCCCCAAAACUCAUUGCAGACUUCCUUGUUGAGAAGAAAACUAUAUCCUUCAAGAGUUGUAUGGCACAGUUGUUCUGGUUUCAUUUCUUUGGCUGCACUGAGAUUUUCCUCCUCACAGUGAUGGCAUAUGAUCGCUUUGUGGCAAUCUGUAAACCUCUCCAUUACAUGACCAUCAUGACACGAAGUGUGUGCAGUUUUCUAGUAGCAGUGUCAUGGGUUGGGGGCUUUGUGCAUUCCAUGAUACAGGCUCUCCUGACCGCUCAGCUCCCCUUCUGUGGGCCCAAUGAAAUAGAUCACUAUUUCUGUGAUGUGCACCCUUUGAUGAAACUAGCCUGUAGUGACACUUACAUAGUUGUCAUCAUGGUUGUUACUAAUAGUGGGAUGAUUUCCCUGAGUUGUUUCUUUCUCUUACUUAUAUCCUACAUUGUCAUCUUACUCUCUUUGCGAACUCACUCUUCUGAAGGACGGGCCAAAGCUCUUUCCACCUGUGCAUCCCACAUCACUGUUGUGAUUUUAUUUUUUGGGCCAUGUAUCUUCAUCUAUUUACGACCUUCUGCCACCUUCUCGGAGGAUAAGAUGAUUGCUGUAUUCUACACCAUCAUCACCCCCAUGCUGAAUCCACUGAUCUACACCCUCAGAAAUGAGGAGGUGAAAAAUGCAAUGAGAAAACUGGGGAGCAGAAAAGUGACUUUGAUAGAAAAAUGA